Messenger RNA from Phaedon cochleariae (mustard beetle), 4056 nucleotides. The record is from the annotation of a GenBank genome assembly. NCBI's taxonomy places the organism in Eukaryota, Metazoa, Arthropoda, Insecta, Coleoptera, Chrysomelidae.
AUGUUCAGACCAAGAGAGCAGCGUACCAGUCGCCUCGACAAGGUCCCAACUUGCCUCGACAACCCUCCCGAGGCUCAAGCUCUACCUGACCGUCCGCGCAAUUGCACCCCUAACAGCGGGGCACCGGCUCCGCGGCUCUUCUCAUCCCUAUCGCCGUUCAGCCCUUACAAUCACUCAAAGUGCAGCUUGCGAUCGGCUCCCAGUCGCCAUCGCCAUUGCGUCCCCGAGGCCGGGAAGGAAGCGCGGGUAGACUGCCCCUUUCUAGAACCUACCGAAGAAGAGGAAUUGAAAGAGGAAAACGUUGUCGACGAAAAGUACAAACUGAAACCUCCGAAAGACCUGAGAAGUAAAUUCCUGCAGAUGAUGGAACAGAGGGAAAUUGACAAAGUGAAAGCGGAAGAAGAAAAACUGGCUGAAGAGCAACGAUUGCGAACAUUGGAAGAGGAAAAGAGACCACCUGACGAGUUGGAAGGCUUGCGAGUUCACGCUUGGAUUCUUCUUCGUGCCGGAGAAAGAAAAGUAGAAACUAGCCUUUUUAUCGAACCCAGUACCGGGUUUUUCUAUCCACUAGACACGGAUUCAUACUGUGGAAUCGAAAGUGUCUGGAACCAUCUCAAUUAUUGGGUGAAUAUGCAAGACUCUUCUAAAGGCAUUGGGAAUUUCGAUUACGAUCUGAGCAAUACGCAAAAUUGGGAGCAUUUCCUAAUAGGAGAACCAAUCAACUGGAGGUUGCAGAAGCCGAAAGACCUAGAAGAGGAAGAGGUUAGAGACAUGUAUGAUGAGAAGCAUUUGGAUAUGCCACUAUCGUGGAGUAUGAGGAUCAGUAUUCCUCAUGACGUACUGAAAAAACGUUUUCCUGAGGGCACAAGAACCACGUUCUACAAACGCACGUGCGUCGAAGAAUUCGCUCCCUACGUAGCUUACGACGGCAUGGAGAAGAGGAUAACGCGUUUCGACGAUUUUCAGUGCACGAAAUUCAGAGUCGUCGAAGAGUACUUCAACAACAGGCGAGACAAACUGUACAAGUCCAUAAACGAUGUAGAGACCAAUUUGGUGACGGACUUCUUCGCGGAUGGCAGGGAGGACAGCGUUAUAAAACAUGUUUAUCACAAAAACAAUGAUUUGGAGAAUGCAGAGAGGACGAUUUUCUUCAACAGUGAGGCUCGAUAUGAUGCUCUUUCCAAAAUAGAAGUGGAACCUGACAAAAUUACUGAAAACUACGAAAAACGGGAUGACAGGCUCUAUUACAGACAAGUCACUUAUACAGCUGGUCCAGAAGGUUCAAGUGAAACUACCACUAUUCAAGGUGUUAGAAGGCCCAUAUUGGUUGGUAUCAAAAUAAAUGAUUUACAUGUUUUUUUCUGUGGAUGUCCGCCCAUUUCCGAGAUGGGCGAGGACAUGAUCUUCAGGCCGGAGCUGACGUACGGAUAUCAGGCUGAAAUCGGGGCCAAACCGAUCAGGAGUCUCACGUUGUUCUUGCUGUUCGAGGAACAGCUGAAGGAGGAAGAUAAGGUCUUGAACAGCAUCAGGGAUAUUGAGAUACAGAUUUCAGAAUUCUUGUUGACUAGAGCCCACGAGCUAGCGUUCACCAAGUUAGACAUCUCCUUGUUCAACAAGGAGCAAAACUUAGACUUCAGAUCAGGCAUGCUCGAAAAAGAACAACAACAAAGAGUAUGCAAAGAAAAGGAAGUCGAAGAGGAAACGGAUUAUCUUGCUCCCUACCUUGCCAGAUCAGGGAAUCCAAAUCAUCUGACCUACCAACAAGCCCUUGAUGCCAAGAAGAGUUGCUACGAUGACUUCAAACAACUGUUGGUAGACAGAGCAAAUAACAUUCAAAGAACAUUCGAAAAGACUAGUGAUCUGUUAAGAGAAAAGAAGAAUUAUUAUACAGCAAAUCAUGAUACCUUAACACCAGAAGAGGAAGCACUCUAUUUUGAAGAAGUAAAUGAUUUGAUACUCUACCUGAAAACUCUGGAAAUACGCCUACAAAGACACAAAGAUCUAAGUCCACUAAGGUUUGAUGCACUCAAUGAAUAUAUGAAUAGUCACCCUAUGUUGGCAGUAUUGCGUCGAGAUUUGAAAUGAUUCACAGGAAAUUAUACCAUUUACUCAAAUAUAUUUUAUACAUAAUCUAGUUCAUUUGCGAUUUUAUAAUUCUUGGGGAUUCAUGAAAACGAUGAAGUACUAUUGAAACAGUUAUAUUCAAUGGAUUAAUGUAAAAUUAACAAAAUAAAAUAUAAAAAAAUCAACAUAAAUAUUAAUAUCACAUAUUAAUCUUUGGUUACUUUUAAUUUAGAGAGACAGUGCAAUAGUUACUACUAUUAUUGUACAAAAAGAUAUAACUGAAGUGAAAAUAGCGGAGCGAAAACUAACAAUAAUUAUUGAUUUGAUCAGUGUAUAUAAAUAAUUGCAUUCAUCCAGAAGAAGAACAAAUAAGAUGGCCUUGAGACGGCCUCAAGAAUGCAUCCAUCCAGAGCAAUUUAGUCAAAAUAUUUCAAUGUCAAAUAUAGCACUGAUCUCUCAUCAAAAUAUACUGAUAGGUAGGUUUGUCACCUGAAUUAUAAAAAGACGUUGGAAUUAUAGAAAGGCAUUCAAAUUAUUUUAUAUUUGUUAGAUAUCAUUUUUCAAAUGACACGCCAUGUCUAAUUUCUGAAGUUGUAAGUAUUCAAUUUUCGAUUGAAUGGACUGACUUGUUUUUCAAUAAUGAGGGACACAAAAUAUUCAAAUAAUAGCUUCAUUGAUUCGGCAUGUGAUGUGGAGCGUGUACCUAACUCUUAUUAUUUUCAAUAUCACCUUCCUACCUAGAAUAUUAUUCUAUGAAAUGAAAGAAAUAUCCAGUAAUACAGAAGAAAUAAAUACCGUGUGCCAUAUCGCAUCCCCGCUUCCUAAUCGAUAAUUUCCAUUCAUAUUAUAUUAGUGGAAACUAUACAACUGAAAAAUAGCGAGAAAUUCACUUUAUAAGGAAAAUAGGAAUAAAUACUACUUUUUAAGCUAGUAUUGGGACCAAGACCGUGCAGUCGGUCUGAUAGCUUGAUGACUUACUAGAUCGUCGUUACAUUGUUUAAGUAAUUUUAAUGGGAUAAAAUAGUGACACUAGCGUUUGCUCGUAAAAACUGUUGGAACUACACUUGCGGCAGUUUUACUGAUAGGAAUUCAGGCAUUUUUCUACCCAAUGCCAUAAAAAUAUUGAUAUCCGAGUAUUCUGAGCAGUCACUCUUGAAAAAAGGGUGCGAUAUGUCAAAACGAUUAUGUAAGAAUCAUGUUUUUAUGUUGGCACAAUCACUCAAAAUGAUAAAUUUCUGAAUUUUGCCUCUGGAUAUUGAAUAACAAUAUUUGUCUCCCAAAAUGGUCUUUCAGUAGCCAAAAUCUCUUGCUUAUCGCCGAUCAAAACCUUCGGCAUAUCACAAAGAAAAAGAUUCGGUCACGUCCCGCAAGUGCCGUCCUCAAACACGGCUAGUCAUAAAUACAACGUUGGGUUUAUGUUAAGUAACGUGCAAUAUGAUUGUGAUGUUAUUUGUACAUUCAGACGCAAUGAACAUGUCGCACAUGGGCGGCGACAGCACUUCUAGUCACUUCUGCAAUGGAAGCGCUAACACCAUUCAACUGGAACAUGUUCUUUGCGUAAGUAGUGCAUUUAAUCUUCGGUUAUCAUGAUGACGAACCUAGUAAGUUGAAUCAAACAGCGAUAAUCUGCCAUAUUAUUAGGCAUCGAAUCGAUUAAGGAAUGAUUGACGUUAGUUGUAAAAUUGUACUUAAGGUGGAAUGUUUUGUAAUUAAUCGGAUACAUAGUGCAGCUUGACUCUUGAAAAUACACCAAGUUGAAAAUGAACUUUUUUAUCACUGAAAACUCAACUAUAAUUUUAACGUCAGUAUUGCUUAUCAAUGUCAAAGCAUUCGUUUUUAGAUCACAUUAUCCAUUGUACUUUAAAUCAAUUCUAUUAUAAUGAAACGAUUCAAUGAUCAACAUAAAAAUGUGAUGAAUAUGGUUCCUUACUUUUCGAAUCAACUAUAGAUAGUUUCGAAAAAACAGGGGAAACUUGUGAGAAAUCUCUCGAU